UCAAACAGCUCCAUUCCAUCGACAUCAGCUUUGCGUCGGUACCAAAGCUUGUAGUACGCGUAUUUCGAUCUUUUAUCCAUCAGUCGUGCGCCCGCCGCAACACGCGACACGACUCGCGCGCUUUUCCUCGUGCUUACGAGGAGCUUUGGUGCGCGUAAACUACGCUUACUUACACAUUUGACUUUUUUUUUUUUUUCAAUCAAUUGUGCAUCAGGAUACGACUUUUUUUAAUCAUCAAAGGACCUCUUUCGCACACUGGAUCCACAUCGUUUAGCUACUUUGUGAUUACGGUUUUGUUAUGCCUUGAGGACAUUUUCUGAGACGACGUUGAAAGACGUACAGCUUGGGCGUAAAUCUAAGACGUGACAUAACAAGAGAGAGAAAGAAAAACAGGGGAAGUUGAAGAAAAAAAUUUUCCCUAACAAAAACUGACAAGAAAGAGGAAGAAAUUAAAAAAAAAGGAUGGCAGAAAGCUCGAGGGAUCCAGAGCUUGCGGAAGCUGAAAAUAUUGAUGACGUUCGUGCAGCAUUAAAUCUCAUGUGUGCAUCAACAACUCCCAAGCCAAAAUCACUUCCAGAGAGAGGAUCAUGGAGCACCAAACUAGACUUUAUUCUCAGUGUUGUGGGUUUAGCCAUUGGACUUGGAAAUGUGUGGCGAUUUCCUUAUUUAUGUUACAAAAAUGGCGGUGGAGCUUUUUUGAUUCCUUAUUUUUUAACCCUUUUUCUUGCUGGUAUUCCAAUGUUUUUCAUGGAACUUGCAUUGGGUCAAAUGUUAACAAUUGGAGGUCUUGGAGUUUUUAAAAUUGCUCCAAUAUUUAAGGGUAUUGGAUAUGCUGCAGCAGUGAUGUCAUGUUGGAUGAAUGUCUAUUACAUUGUUAUUCUUGCCUGGGCCAUUUUUUAUUUCUUUACUUCAAUGAGAAGUGUUCUACCAUGGGCAUCAUGUGACAAUGCUUGGAAUACCAACUUCUGUGUUAAUCCUUACAACAGAAGCUCUCUCCACUGCUGGGAUCAAUGGACAAAGGCUAACAAAGUAGUCAAAAUGUGUACAGUCAACCAAAUGAACAUAUCAGUCUCUGAAUUGACCGAUCCAGUUAAGGAGUUUUGGGAACGACGAGCUUUACAAAUUAGUGAUGGUAUCGAAUCUAUUGGGGGCAUUCGAUGGGAAUUGGCAGGCACAUUAUUGCUCGUUUGGAUUAUGUGUUAUUUUUGUAUUUGGAAAGGUGUUAAAUGGACUGGAAAAGUUGUAUAUUUCACGGCACUUUUUCCCUACGUACUUCUGACAGUUCUAUUGAUUCGUGGUAUUACAUUGCCUGGUGCUUUAGAAGGCAUCAAAUUUUAUGUCAGCCCUAAUCUUUCAAAGCUGAAAGAGUCUGAGGUAUGGAUCGAUGCAGUAACCCAGAUAUUCUUCUCUUAUGGACUCGGUCUUGGUACACUUGUUGCUCUUGGAAGCUAUAACAAAUUUACAAACAAUGUAUACAAAGAUGCUUUGAUUGUUUGUACCGUGAACUCAUCUACAAGUAUGUUCGCGGGUUUCGUCAUCUUCUCAGUGGUUGGAUUUAUGGCUCACGAGCAGCAAAAACCUGUAGCUGAAGUAGCUGCAUCAGGUCCAGGGUUAGCAUUUUUAGCGUAUCCUUCAGCGGUACUGCAACUUCCAGGUGCUCCACUUUGGUCCUGUUUGUUCUUCUUUAUGCUACUGCUCAUUGGUUUGGACUCACAGUUUUGCACUAUGGAAGGUUUCAUCACUGCCAUGGUGGACGAAUGGCCUCAGCUACUUCGCAGACGCAAGGAAAUAUUCAUCGCAUUUGUAUGCAUGAUUUCCUACUUAGUUGGAUUAUCCUGCAUAUCUCAAGGUGGAAUGUAUGUCUUCCAAAUCCUAGACUCUUAUGCAGUUUCUGGUUUCUGCUUGCUCUUCCUCAUAUUCUUCGAGUGUAUCGCUAUUAGUUGGGCAUUUGGAGUCAACCGAUUCUAUGAUGCUAUCAAAGACAUGAUUGGUUACUAUCCACUUGGAUGGUGGAAAUUCUGCUGGGUUUUUGCCACCCCAGUUAUUUGUAUCGGUGUCUUCUUCUUCAAUUUGAUCCAGUGGACGCCGAUCAAAUACCUAGAUUAUGAGUAUCCUUGGUGGUCCCAUGUGUUCGGUUGGUUUACGGCGCUAUCAUCUAUGUUAUGUAUUCCUGGGUAUAUGAUUUAUAUUUGGAUGAGGACACCAGGUGAUACUAGCACGAAAAUGAAAUUACUCGUCAGAAUAGAAGAUGAUGUACCAAGUUUACGAGUGAAAAUGGGUCUACCACCAGUUGAAUUAUCGCCACUAUAAUAAAAAUUUAUUUUAAAAGCCUUACUGGCAUCUUAUCAAGUCGUUUGUUCAUGUGCAGUGAUGCACCAAAAAUUCAUUUAAAAUA
Messenger RNA from Chelonus insularis, 2395 nucleotides. RefSeq names its product GABA transporter (gene Gat). Gene Ontology annotation, cellular component: plasma membrane; neuron projection. The record is from RefSeq and is a predicted model, not a curated record. Gene Ontology annotation, biological process: sodium ion transmembrane transport. The transcript has 9 exons. The coding region runs from base 463 to 2310 and encodes 615 amino acids. Gene Ontology annotation, molecular function: gamma-aminobutyric acid:sodium:chloride symporter activity. NCBI's taxonomy places the organism in Eukaryota, Metazoa, Arthropoda, Insecta, Hymenoptera, Braconidae.